UAUUUAGUGCAAUAUUUUAAGUGUUUAAAUAAAUUAUUUCCAAAAUGGAAAUUAUCGGUGAUUAUGAAUAUAAUCCGAAAGAUUUAAUUGGGCAUGGUGCUUUUGCUGUUGUUUUUAAAGGUCGCAAUCGUAAGAGUCCAGACGAAAUUGUUGCGAUUAAAAGUAUUACAAAGAAGAGUUUAGCUAAGUCACAGAAUUUAUUGGGAAAGGAGAUUAAAAUAUUAAAGGAACUAACAGAAUUACAUCAUGAAAAUGUGGUUGCACUUUUGGAUUGUAAGGAAUCAUCCCAUAAUGUAUUUCUGGUCAUGGAAUAUUGCAAUGGCGGAGAUUUAGCAGAUUAUUUAAACGUUAAAGGAACGUUAAGUGAAGACACAAUUCGUUUGUUUCUAGUUCAGUUGGCCGGAGCAAUGAAAGCUUUGUAUGUUAAGGGUAUUGUGCACAGAGACUUAAAACCGCAAAACAUUCUAUUAUCGCAUAAUGGUACAAAAGUAUGUCCUCAACCAUCGGAAAUCAGACUUAAAAUCGCGGAUUUUGGAUUUGCACGUUUCUUACAAGAUGGUGUUAUGGCAGCGACCUUGUGUGGAUCACCUAUGUAUAUGGCACCUGAAGUAAUCAUGUCGAUUCAAUACGAUGCCAAAGCCGAUCUAUGGAGUUUAGGUACAAUUGUAUUUCAAUGUUUAACAGGAAAAGCACCAUUUCAAGCGAAUACACCACAAGCUUUAAAACAAUUUUACGAGAAAAAUGCUGUUUUAACACCAAAAAUUCCAGUUGAAACAAGUCCAGAACUAGAAGACUUAUUACGUGGAUUAUUAAAACGAAAUGCACGUGAUCGAAUACAUUUUCAUACAUUUUUUAAUCACCCAUUUUUACAAAGACCAGAGCCCACAAAACAUCAAAAUAUUCCAUUAUCAGAAUUAUCAACCACUAUAUCAAAUUUACAACUAAGUCCUCCAGCCGGUGAUGGAAAUCAUUUAUCACUACGAAUAUCUGCUACACCAAUACCAUGCGGAGGAAAAUCUUCGCCAUCACAUCCAGACUCACCUAAUUCAAUUAAAGAAACCGGUAGUGGAUCCAGCCCAGAAAUGACAGAUGAUUUUGUUUUAGUUCCUGCAAAUUUACCAUCCGAUCAUUCUGCUUCGAGUGCUAUGAGCUAUGAUAAAACAUUUCGAUAUAGACCGAUGCAAUGUCCAAGUCCCACAAAACGAACAACUGGUGUAUCCACAAACACGGUUGCAACACAACAAUCAAUUCCAAUUACGAAUAAUGUAUCAGUGCCUGCUACCCGUCCUGGUACAUUACCCAUGUCUGAACCAAUACCAGUUCCUACAAUGCGUGCAGCAUAUGCGCGUAUGCGAAGUAAAGAAUAUUCAUCGGAUCAAAUGCCUUUAAAAUCUGCGCCUGAAGUUUCAUCCAUCGAUACGAAUAUAACUCAAACCAAUGUAAGUAAUUCAAUUCCACGAUCGCAACCAAUCAACAUGAAACGAUUAGAUCGUCAACAUACUCAUCCAGACAUAAGUUCACUAUCCCCGCCAUCUGUACUGUUUACAUUGGGCACCCCACCUGGUGGACGCCGUCGAUCGGCCUCUGGAAGUUUAUCUGAAACACCACCGCCACCAAAUUUAUGGCAAGUGUCCCCGGUAACAGUACCACGACAUACUCCAACUGGUUCACCGUUACGACGAUCGGGUAGUUGUACUACAUCGCCAAUUUUAACAGGACCUUUAGCCGCACUUGCCCAACAUAUGAACAGUCCAACUAAUAACACUUUAUUGGAUAACAAUAAUAUACGACAUUCUCCGAUGAUACCAUUUGCAACUCGCGCCAUGACACUUCCAGAUAUAUCAGAAGCUGGAAGUUUCCAUAAUGUGUAUGAUAUGUCUGAAUUUCCUAAUCUUGAACCACAAUACUUCUUUCAACCACCAGAGCUACCUGAAGAAACUAUCCUGGAUAGGGAACAUAAUGAAAUAUUAGCCAAGUUAAAUUUUACACUUGCGCUGUCUGAAUGUGUUUUAACAUUAGCUGAUUUACGAACAUCGCCAUUUGGAGCUGUGGAAAGUGAUACAGAUAACACAGCCUCAGUGACUGAAUUAAUUGGUGUUGACACAAAUACUGUUCGAAGAUUUGAACAAAUGGUAUUGUUAGUACGAGCUAUGCAAUAUCUUGGACAAGGAUUGUCACUUGCUAAUGAAAGUCUCAAGUCAGGUAAACUUAGUUCAUCUGCAACUGCAAAAUUUGUGGUAACCACAUUAAAUAAAAAAUUCCGCUCGACAUUAUCACAAUGCCGUAAAAUGAAUGGAAAUAAUUUAUUACAACGUGCUGAACAAGCAAACAUCACCGCUGACAAACUUUUAUACAAUCAUGCUAUAAAAAUGUGUCAACAAGCCGCCAUGGAUGAACUAUUCGGUACAACAUCCGAAUUAUGUUUUAAUCGUUAUCAAACAGCACAAAUCAUUCUACAUAGUUUAUCGAGUCAAGUGACACAUCAAAAUGAUCGUAACGUGUUACAAAAGUAUAAAGAGGCAGUUGAACGACGUAUUUAUGUGUUAAAAGAACAAGCUAAAUUAAAUAUUAUUGCUAAUGAUCAAACAUAGCAUUCA
Molecule: messenger RNA, 2597 nt
Organism: Chrysoperla carnea
Lineage: Eukaryota; Metazoa; Arthropoda; Insecta; Neuroptera; Chrysopidae
Gene: Atg1
Product: serine/threonine-protein kinase ULK2
Exons: 15
Coding region: 45-2591 (848 amino acids)
Biological process (GO): axon extension; autophagy; autophagosome organization
Cellular component (GO): cytoplasm; autophagosome
Molecular function (GO): protein serine/threonine kinase activity; ATP binding
Source: RefSeq, a predicted model, not a curated record